Asparagus officinalis (garden asparagus) is the source of this 4667-nucleotide messenger RNA. RefSeq names its product DNA topoisomerase 2-like. Gene Ontology annotation, molecular function: DNA binding; DNA topoisomerase type II (double strand cut, ATP-hydrolyzing) activity; ATP binding. Gene Ontology annotation, cellular component: nucleus. NCBI's taxonomy places the organism in Eukaryota, Viridiplantae, Streptophyta, Magnoliopsida, Asparagales, Asparagaceae. The record is from RefSeq and is a predicted model, not a curated record. Gene Ontology annotation, biological process: DNA topological change; sister chromatid segregation; resolution of meiotic recombination intermediates.
AUGGCCACGCAAGGCUGCCACUCCAGUCGAGCACAGCGGCCGCACAAACUGCGUGCCGCCUCGCGCGCCGCAGGCGGCGGAAAGAAGACGAUCGAGGAGGUUCUAUUCAGAAAAAAGACGCAGCUGGAGCACAUCCUCCUUCGCCCCGAUACCUACAUCGGCUCCGUCGAGAAGCACACGGCGAAUCUGUGGGUCUACGAGAACGGCGAGAUGGUCCACCGUCCCGUCUCAUACGUCCCCGGACUGUACAAGAUCUUCGAUGAGAUCCUCGUGAACGCUGCUGACAACAAGCAGCGAGAUCCAUCGAUGGAUACGGUUAAGGUCGAUAUCGAUCCUGAGCAGAAUCUUAUCAGUGUUUAUAAUAAUGGAGACGGGGUUCCUGUUGAGAUUCAUCAGGAGGAGGGGGUUUAUGUCCCUGAGAUGAUCUUUGGGCAUCUGUUGACGAGUAGUAAUUACGAUGACAAUGUCAAGAAGACGACUGGAGGGAGGAACGGCUACGGAGCGAAGCUGACCAAUAUCUUUUCGACGGAGUUCGUGAUUCAGACGGCUGAUGGGAAGCGGCAGAAGAAGUAUAAGCAGGUUUUCACAGAAAACAUGGGGAAGAAGUCCGAGCCCACUAUCACCAAAUGCAAGGACGGAGAGAACUGGACAAAGGUUUCGUUCAAGCCAGAUCUUGCCAAGUUUAACAUGACUCAUCUGGAAGAUGACGUGGUUGCUCUCAUGAAAAAGAGAGUGGUCGACAUUGCUGGAACUCUAGGCAAAAGUGUCAAGGUGGAAUUGAAUGGACAGCGAUUGCCUGUCAAGGUUUUCUCUGAUUAUGUGAAUUUAUACCUCAAAUCUGCAAGUAAAGGCAGAAAUGAGCCCCUCCCAAGUAUUGGAGAGAAAGUUAAUGACAGAUGGGAAGUUUACGUCAGUUUAAGUGAAGGGCAAUUCCAGCAGGUCAGCUUUGUCAAUGGGAUCAGCACGAUAAAAGGAGGAACACACGUGGAUUAUGUUACUAGUCAAAUCGCUAAUCAUGUUAUGGCUGUUGUGAACAAAAAGAACAAGAAUGCAAACCUUAAAGCCCACAAUGUCAAAAAUCAUCUAUGGGUGUUUGUCAAUGCACUCAUUGACAAUCCUGCCUUUGAUUCACAAACAAAAGAGACAUUGACUACUCGUCAAGGAAGCUUUGGAUCCAAGUGCGAGCUCUCUCAAGCGUUUCUUAAAAAGGUGGAUAAAUCAGGAAUUGUGGAAACUCUUCUCUCGUGGGCUGAUUUCAAACAGAGUAAGGAGUUGAAGAAAACUGAUGGUGCCAAGAGGCAAAAGAUUACGGGCAUACCUAAACUUGACGAUGCUAACGAUGCUGGUGGCAAAAAUUCUGAAAAAUGCACAUUAAUUCUUACAGAAGGGGAUUCAGCUAAGGCUCUCGCGGUGGCUGGUGUCUCAGAAGUAGGUAGGGAUCACUAUGGUGUCUUCCCACUGAAAGGAAAACUGCUGAAUGUCCGAGAAGCAAGCCUCAAGCAGAUAAUGCAGAAUGAUGAGAUUCAGCACCUGAAGCAAAUCCUUGGUUUGCAGCAAGACAAGAAGUAUGACUCUGUUAAGGGCUUAAGAUACGGUCAUCUCAUGAUUAUGACUGAUCAGGAUCAUGAUGGUUCCCACAUUAAGGGGCUCCUGAUUAAUUUUAUUCAUUCGUUUUGGCCGUCACUACUUAAAAUUAAUGGGUUCAUGGAAGAAUUUAUCACUCCAAUUGUGAAGGCAAGUCGUAAGAAUGGGGAGGUAUUAUCCUUUUACAGCAUGCCUGAAUAUGAAGCAUGGAAGGAAAGUUUGAAUGGAAAUGCUAGUGGCUGGACUAUAAAAUAUUAUAAGGGGCUGGGAACAAGCACAUCCAAGGAAGGAAAAGAAUAUUUCCGUCAGAUAAGGAAGCACAAGAAAAGUUUCAUUUGGUCUGACGACCAAGAUGGAGAAGCUAUUGAGCUAGCAUUCAGCAAGAAAAAGAUUGAGGCAAGAAAAAAUUGGCUCCGCCAGUUUGAGCCUGGUACUUAUCUCGAUCAAGAGGGAGAGAAAAUCACAUACAGUGAUUUUGUUAACAAGGAGCUUAUACUAUUCUCCAGGGCAGAUUUGCAGCGGUCAAUACCAUCCAUGGUCGAUGGACUUAAACCAGGGCAAAGAAAGAUACUGUUCUGUGCUUUCAAGCGCAAUUUUGUCAAGGAAGCUAAGGUGGCCCAAUUCUCUGGUUAUGUUUCAGAGCAUUCGGCAUAUCAUCAUGGUGAGCAAAGUCUUGUCAGCACUAUAGUUGGAAUGGCCCAAGAUUUUGUGGGGAGUAACAACAUCAACCUAUUUCAACCAAACGGACAAUUUGGCACCAGAAAUAGAGGAGGCAAGGAUGCUGCUAGCGGCAGGUACAUAUACACCUGUUUGUCGCCCAUAACUCGAUACUUAUUUCCUAAAGAUGAUGACCUUCUUCUUGACUACUUGGAUGAGGAUGGGCAAUCAAUUGAACCCUCAUGGUACGUACCCAUAAUACCUAUGGUGUUAAUCAACGGAAGUGAAGGCAUUGGGACUGGCUGGAGCUCCUAUGUUCCUAAUUACAAUCCAAGAGAUGUCAUUGCAAACGUAAGACGGUUGCUGAAUGAUGAACCUAUGCAGCCAAUGGAUCCAUGGUACCGGGGUUUCCAGGGUAUAAUUUGGAAAUCAGCAGAAAAGGAAACUGGUGUCACCUACACAAUCUCAGGUAUUAUAGAGGAGGUUGAUAGCAGUACUUUGAGAAUCACCGAGCUGCCAAUUCGCAGUUGGACAUUGGAAUAUAACGAGUUUCUUGAAGCCAUGAUGAAUGGUACUGAUAAAUUCAAGGAACCAUUUAUCCAGGAUAAAAAAGCAUACAAUGAUGACACAACUGUGCAUUUUGAAAUUAUGCUCUCGGAGCAGAAUAUGGAAGUUGCGAAGCAAGAAGGUCUUGAGAAGAAGUUUAAGCUCACGAAUACGAUUAGUACAACCAACAUGCACUUGUUUGACCCCAGCGGUGUUAUAAAGAAAUAUGAUACGCCAGAACAGAUCCUUGAAGACUUUUUCCAUUUGCGGCUAGAGUUCUAUGAGAAAAGAAGGAAAAUUUUGCUGGACAACCUUGAGUUCGACCUUUUGAAGCUGGACAACAAAGUCAGAUUCAUUCUCGGUGUUGUUAGAGGAGAGAUAAUUGUCAAUAACCGGAAGAGAGUGGACUUGUUCCUAGAACUGCAUCAGAAGGGAUUUACUCCUUUCCCAAAAAAGACAAAAGGCAUUGAUGCUGCCAUUGCGGGAGCCACCGUAGAGACCGAGGAAAACGAGGAAGAGAGUCCAGAGAUGGUUAAGGGGGCAGUAAAAGCAAGCGAUUAUGAGUACUUGCUAUCCUUGGCAAUAGGAACAUUGACUCUGGAAAAAGUUCAAGCGCUCUGUGCAGAUAAGGAAAGACUAGAACAUGAGCUUGAGAUGUUGAGAAGCACCUCACCUAGGGCCUUGUGGAUGAGAGAUCUUGAUGCUCUAGAAGCGCAGCUAGAUGAACAUGACCAACAAGAUGCAGUGGCAGCGAAAACACGGCAAGAGAUGAGAGCGAAGAUCAAUAAGGGUGCUGCAGUUUCAAGAAAAGCACCGAAACCACUGAAAAAGAAUAACACUACAAAGAGCAUAGCAGCUACAGAAACCGGUGCAACUGUUGGUUCAACAUCUACUGCAACAGAAGCUGGUAAUGUAACUGAAGUUGCAAAACCCAAACCUCGAGGUGGUCAGAAGAAAGCUCCAGCUAAGAAGGCUACUGUAGUUGAUAGUGAUGAUGAUGAAGUGCUUGAGCUAAAAGAUCGGUUGGCUGCAUACAACCUAGAUUCUUCACCAGACCAAACAUCCAUGGAAACCGAAGCUGUGGGAAAGAAAGAAGCAAAUAAAAGAGCUGCUGCAAGGAAACCUAAAUCAACCUUGACUAUAUCAGAUGAUGAUGAUGACAUGAAUGCUGAAGAGAUGCCAACCAUUGUUGAGGAUGGUGAUGAUGAUGCAGAUUUUGAGAUGAUGGAAGCUGCCCCUAAAGGGAAAAAAGGCGGAGCAGGAAGAAAACCAGCAAAUGCUAAAGCCAAAGGUACUACUACCAUGACAACUGCAAGAAAGAGAGGCGGAGGAGCUAAAGGAAAAUCUCUUUUGAGCCAAAAGGCUAUCACUGACAUGUUGAAGCCUGUAGAGAAUGCAUCACCUGAGAAGAAAGUGAGGAAGAUGAGGGAGUCUCCUUUCAACAAGAAGAGUGGUUCUGUAUUGGGUCGAGCAGGAGGGUCGAUGACCGAGAGUGAAGGUUCAGUUGGUUCCUUAUCUUCUGUUAACUUGGAAGCUGGGCGUGAUGUGGUUCAGGUUACAAGAAACCUGCCGAAGAGGGAGAACAGGAAAAAGGUAACGUAUGUGGAGAGUGCAUCAGAGGAGGAAGAGGAGGAGCCUGUGACAGAGGAUUCUGAUUUUGAAGAGGAAGAAGACGAUGAUUGAGUUCUGUAAAUUUUACUGGGAACUGAAUCGUCUUGAGCUUUUUUAGUCAUGGAACCAACAUGUAGAACUCUAGAAAGUUUUCUAUUACAAUCAUGUAUUUUCCUGGUUGCAAGCAACCCGUGGUUUGUUGUGACGCUGCUUUCGCUUUAAAGUUGACAAGAAAAUAAAGUCUCUGAGUCAAAAUUAUUUUAAAUUCA